This is a messenger RNA of Plenodomus lingam JN3, 1311 nucleotides long. NCBI's taxonomy places the organism in Eukaryota, Fungi, Ascomycota, Dothideomycetes, Pleosporales, Leptosphaeriaceae. The record is from RefSeq and is a predicted model, not a curated record.
AUGGCUCGCAUAUUGAAUGUUACAAUUGUUGGCGGCGGCAUUUCCGGCUUGCUGGCUGCACGAGUCCUUCGUGAGAAACACAAUGUCACCAUCGUCGAGCGCUACGCUGGGAACCAUGAGUUUGGCGCUGCAAUCACGCUCGGUCCCACAGCCAUUAAUAUUAUCGAGACCCUUGGCUUUGAUCGCAAGCGAGGCGGGACCAUGGCGGCGGAAAAGAUUCUUGUCUGGAACAAAAAUUUAGACAGAAUCAGCGAAAAUCUCACCAAGAAGUAUACAGCAAAGCUGAGCGGGGACUUCACAUUCUCUUACCGCCGAGACGUCUGGGAUGAGUUCCUUCGACUCGCGACUUCGAAUGAAUUCCCUGGUAGUCCUGCAAAGAUUCUUUGGGAAUGCAACGUGGUCAAUGUUGACGUCGAGUCUGGGACAGUAUACCUAGACGAUGGUCAAAAGAUAGAAAGCGAUCUUGUCAUAGAUGGAAUUCGGUCCUCAGUUCGGAACCUGGUUCUCCAACAGGAAGAAUCUGUAUACGCUCGGCCAUCUGGAUCAUCCGCCUUCCGAUUUACAAUUCCUGCUCCUGUAGUGCGCGAGAUCCACUUGAAGCAUGGCCGCACAGAUGAUCCUUUGGCACCCAACAUGAACUUAUACAUGUCCAUGGAUGGGUCACAGCGCACGUGUGUGACUUAUCCGUGCCGAUUUGGCCAGCUACUCAGCUGUGCUUUCGUCGUUCCUGAUAAAUUGAUAGCUAGAGAGACAAUUGAAUCAUGGGCGGCCGAAGCUGAGGAAGGCGAAAUCCGACGUCUAUUUCACGACUUCAACCCAAUAUUUUUGGACCUAGCAGAUCGUGCGGAGAAACCACGUUGCUGGCGAUUGCGGGACCAAGACCCGCUGCACACUUAUACGCGAGGAUGCACGAUGCUGAUAGGCGAUGCUGCUCAUGCGAUGACUCCGCAUCUGGGUCAGGGUGGCACACAAGCAAUCGAAGAUGCUGCUGCUUUUGAAUUGUUCAAUGACCCGGAUUACGACGCUUGUACUGUAGAAGAGAUCCUGCAAAUGAUGGACAGAGUCAGGAGACAGCGUGCUACUCAAAUCCAGACAUGGACCCGAGAGUUUCAGACUUGGAAAAAGCGUGCCUUGGAGGAAAGGUACACGUGGUACUGCUGGACGUAUCCAGGUAUCAAGGAAUGCUUGAAGCGAUUGAAUGCCGGACUUGAAAUGAUUGAACUCAAGCACUUCAAUGAUACGGAUGCAAAGCAUUCCCAGCAACAGGCUCUGAUCGCUAAGCCUGGAGUUCUUCAGGAGGUUGUUCCAUAG